AUGUCAGAUGACCGAUCAAAUAACCUGCUUGGAAACGAACCGCCAGAAGACGACUCGGAUACGUCAUCUGUGGAAAUUGUGGAUACAUAUGAGGCUCCGAUAGAGACUUUGAGUGACAAUGAGAUUGUGGUCACAGCACAGAGGUCUGUAGAGCCCUUGACGGGUUCCAAAAGAUCUUCUUCCAGUGAAGAGCCUCCGCGGGUUGUUAAGAAGCCACAGAUGAUGGAAUUUACAGAUCCCAAUGUGAUUUCCUCUGAACUACGAUUAUCACGUAUUGAUGAUCUUGGAGCAGAGGUAAACUCGGAUACCGUUGGUCUUGAGUAUAUUUUAAACCAAGCAGGGCUCAAGUAUAUGUGGCAAUUCAAUUUUUCAGUCGAUAUUGAGUUUGUCAUGAAUAGUAUUGAGCCAUGGACUCGAAAACACUUGUGGUCAUGGUUCAUAGUAAGUGGGAACCCACAGGAUGUAAAGUAUUACAAUUCAGAACGUCUGUCAUUACCAGAUGCACACCGCAUAGCGCCAGUAGCUGGUGCACCAUUGCAUCGAAGUAAGAGCUGGUCGAUCCACCAUGCCAAGCUGAUGGUGCUUGGGUUUACGGAUGAUCCUGAGAAGGAAGAUACCAAGGAUUUGGGGAAAGUGACACGGUUCCAAAUAGUAAUAUCAACAAGCAAUUUGACACCAUUAGAUUGGCACAAACUAACGCAAGGGGUCUGGAUGAGUCCGCACUUGCGACGUGGAGAGACUAAAAUACGGGGAGAUUUCCGGGCCGACUUUCUGGGCUAUUUAAGGCUGUACCGGUUACCUGUUUUACAGGGUCUUAUUGAUGAACUGGGCAAGUUUAGUUUUGAUGAGGUGACUGUGGAUUUGGUCAUGUCUGCACCUGGGAAUUUCAAUGUUGGGCAAGAGCCACGGAUGGGGGUAGAUGGAUUGGGUAAUAAACUUGCCCAAUUGGUGGAAGAAGAAGAAAAAGAAGAAGAAAAAGAAGAAGAAAAAGAAGAAAAAGAAGAAAAAGAAGAAAAAGAAGAAAAAGAAGAAAAAGAAGAAAAAGAAGAGUCUACUGACAAGUUUACCAUUGAGGUGUCAUCUUUAGGAAGUUUUGGCAAGGACCAAAAGUACUUUAAAGAAACGAUUCUUAAGGCAUUAAAUGGGAAUAAGUAUGUGCCUGAUCUUGUGAAGCGUACACAAUUACUAUGGCCCAGUGUUGAAUGUGUACGUGAAUCAAUAAUAGGAUAUGCUUCUGGGGUAGCUUUAUUUGAAAACUCUCGAGGAGGACUUGACAAUUUGCGUAGUCAAGGUCAGCUAUGUGAAUGGAAGGCAUUGAAGGCUGGACGACAACGUGUCAUGCCUCACAUUAAGACUUAUAUAAGGACAAACGCUGACAAGACACGGAUCCGAUGGGUUGUAUUAACAUCUGCAAACUUGUCACAAUCAGCCUGGGGGGUUAUUCGAAGGGCAGCCAAGACAAGUCCUAAAGGUAGCGGGCCUCGGGUUGAUGGUAGCAGUUGGGAGCUUGGAGUGGUGCUAAGUCCAAGGUGGCAUGAAGAGUUGUUAUCUGAGAGUGGAGAGAAGAAGAAGCAGGAGAAAAAAUCUUCUGUGGUGAUGGUUCCGGUGUAUGGACGUGAUAGAUUAACAGAUAGUGAAGCAGAGAAAGUUCGUGGAAUUCUUGGUGUUGGUCCUGAGUGUCGGUUACUAUGUGUUCGGAUGGCAUAUGAUUUAACUGUGCCGGAGACUUUUAGACCAGACUCGGAACCGUGGAAUGGUAAUAAGCCGCACUUGAAAUUGGACUGGUUGGGACAACAAUGGCCAUUGAAGUAA
Magnusiomyces paraingens is the source of this 1812-nucleotide messenger RNA. RefSeq lists its product as uncharacterized. The transcript has 2 exons. Gene Ontology annotation, molecular function: double-stranded DNA binding; single-stranded DNA binding; 3'-tyrosyl-DNA phosphodiesterase activity. NCBI's taxonomy places the organism in Eukaryota, Fungi, Ascomycota, Dipodascomycetes, Dipodascales, Dipodascaceae. Gene Ontology annotation, cellular component: nucleus. Gene Ontology annotation, biological process: single strand break repair; double-strand break repair. The record is from RefSeq and is a predicted model, not a curated record. Bases 1 to 1812 code for a protein of 603 amino acids.